ACAGCUCUGGAGAACUUCUGCCCUACAUGCGGAUUAUCUGUGACAUCUUCCCAGAUGUUGGGACAUCAGAACGCUCUGCUCAUCCUUUUUAUUCACACAAAUUUUUUCCGUCUUAUAUUUUGUUUACAACAGUUGAGAAGUUUUCUUUUAUGGCUACGAAAAGGAAAAGUUUGAAUAGCGGGCAAUGGAUAUUUACUUCCACGAUGUGGCAUCUGCACAUUAAAACCUGAUGUAGCAGAAGAAAAUGAGAUUGAAAGGAAUCUAUUUUUAUGUUUCAGACUGAUUAUGCCAGUUAUCUGACUGGAUGGCACGGUUAAGGAGACGUCCAUCGGGAGGAAGGACACCCUAAAUGUCAGACAUCUUAGAGGGCGACAUAAAAUAUGAGAAAAAAGUGACUAAAAGUGAUGGAGCGCUCCGAUCAAGUCGAGCCAACUCUGCCGGUGAACACCACGAACAACAGUUUUAUUACAGAUUCAUCAAUUGUGCAUGUCAGCGCGGAGAGUCUAGCCUCUCGGAUCAGUCUGGCGGUGAUUCUCUCCGUUAUCACACUCGCCACCACUUUAUCUAACGCGUUCGUCAUAGCAACAAUCUCCCAGUCGAAGAAAUUGCAAACUCCCGCGAACUUUCUGAUCGCCUCUCUGGCCAUCACCGACCUGCUGGUGUCUAUUCUGGUGAUGCCCAUUUGCGUGCUGUAUACGGUCAUCCACACCUGGACGCUGGGGCAAAUUGUGUGCGACAUCUGGCUCUCCUCGGACAUAACGUGUUGCACGGCGUCUAUCCUGCACCUGUGCGUAAUCGCUUUGGAUAGGUUCUGGGCCAUCACGGACGCGGUGGAGUACUCCAAAAAGCGCACGCCGGGGCGCGCAGCCGGGAUGGUGGCCACAGCCUGGGUCAUUGCUAUCUCCAUCUCCCUGCCACCUCUCUUCUGGAGGCAGGUGAAGGCGGAUGAGCUGACCAGCUGCAGCGUCAACACGGAUCACAUUUUCUACACCAUCUACUCCACCUUUGGGGCUUUCUACAUCCCCACCUUGCUGCUUAUUGUCCUCUACGGACGGAUAUACGUCGAGGCCCGGAAACGGAUCCUGAAGCAGUCCCCCAAGAAGUUUGGGAAGAGACUCACCUCGGCGCACCUGGUCACCAACUCUCCUGGGUCCGUGGCUUCCACAACCUCUCUGCAGUGCGGGAGACACGACACCCCGUCCAGCGACACCGGGUCUUCAACAAGCGAGAACCAGGUGAAAGUGACGGUGUCAGAUGCGCUUUUGGAGAAAAAGCGCAUUUCAGCAGCCAGAGAGAGAAAAGCGACCAAGACUUUGGGGAUAAUCCUUGGUGCUUACAUAGUUUGCUGGCUGCCGUUUUUCAUUUACACAUUGGUGGUGGCCACAUGUGACACAUGUUUUAACCCCGAGUUAUUUGACUUUUUCACGUGGUUGGGAUAUCUGAACUCUCUCAUCAACCCCAUCAUAUACACUAUGUCCAAUGAGGACUUCAAGAAAGCUUUCCAUAAACUUGUGCGCUUUAGAUGCUGCCGGUUGUAAACGAAUGUUCCUUCAGUCUACAAUAAGAUUGAUAUAUGUAUUUUUUGAUAUGGAGUUCUAAAAAUGUAAAAAAAAAGAGUUUAAAGAUUAAAAAGAAUGUAGAAUAGUAAGAGUGCAAUAAACACUAUAAUUUCUGGGACUCAUAGACCAAUGUAAAAAAAGUAAAACUUGAUUUAAAAUGACAACCUUAAGUAAAUAUAUUAAGUAAAUUGUUCAACAUAAUUCCCAUGUAUUUAAAGCUAAAACCAAGGCAUGUCAAAUGAUAUAAGUAUAUAAAAAGCUUAUUUUAAUUAUAAAACAAGAUUUUAUUUUGAAAGAGUGGCGGAGAAGAAAUCCAACUCUACGCACCUCACAACAUCACUAAAACGUGUCAUAAAAGCUCCUCUUGAAGAGCAAAUGUAAUACAUUGUAGGAUAAAUUCAGUGAUGGGUUGUUAGCGUCUGUGUCGAUUCCUGUUUGGAUGGUAUUUAUUAGUGUGUAUUCCCACGCGACUACUGACACAUUAAUGCGAGUAGCAGCAGAGAUCAUGUUGACAUGAUAAGUCAAGAAUAUAUUUAAAAAAAAUAACCACCCAUGAUCCUGUUUCUCAUUAUGUGUUACAAUAUGGAAGUUUUAUUUUUUAAAACUACAUCAAUAUAUCUAUGUAUUCUGAGAAAUGAUACCAGUGUCAUACAUUUUUAUUGUGGUCACGGGCUGCUCGCUGCCACCCUAUGGUUGUCUUUUGUCAUCUAGAAAGGCACACUCAUGCAGUUGAAAAAAAGAGAACAGACUCAUAUCAGUGUCAAACAAAGAAACUGCAGCUGAUAUUUACCCAGCAGCUGAAAGCUGAUUAUAAGUUCAAUUUUGCUGUACAAACACCACCUCG
Anarrhichthys ocellatus (wolf-eel) is the source of this 2403-nucleotide messenger RNA. RefSeq names its product 5-hydroxytryptamine (serotonin) receptor 1B (gene htr1b). Gene Ontology annotation, cellular component: plasma membrane. The transcript has a single exon. The coding region runs from base 405 to 1538 and encodes 377 amino acids. Lineage: Eukaryota; Metazoa; Chordata; Actinopteri; Perciformes; Anarhichadidae. Gene Ontology annotation, molecular function: G protein-coupled serotonin receptor activity. The record is from RefSeq and is a predicted model, not a curated record. Gene Ontology annotation, biological process: vasoconstriction; regulation of behavior; chemical synaptic transmission.